This is a messenger RNA of Amphimedon queenslandica, 1243 nucleotides long. RefSeq lists its product as uncharacterized. Lineage: Eukaryota; Metazoa; Porifera; Demospongiae; Haplosclerida; Niphatidae. Bases 94 to 1206 code for a protein of 370 amino acids. The transcript is spliced from 3 exons. The record is from RefSeq and is a predicted model, not a curated record.
GGUAAAAAUAGCUAUUAGUGAUAAUGCAAUUGUGUGUGUGUUCUGUUAUGUACAGGUUUCUUUUUUAAUAAAAAUGAUGAGUAUAUAUCAAAUAUGUCCACUGUUUAUCAUUGUGAUCACUGUGAAUCACAGUGUUCAGCUGAUUGUGAACAAACACCAAAAUAUGGUAGUACUGUAUUAUGGUGUAUGAGAAGUGUCCCUGCAAAUUCAUCAAAAGAGGAAUCAAUGAAUAAUGGAGAUGGAGAUGGUUUUACAUUUGAUAACAGUGUUUCUGUCAAAUGGAUUGAGCCAUCUCCUACCCUAGCAAACCCUCCAUACUUAUCUUCCCCAGUUAAUCAUCAGUUGUGCUUAUGUAGCUUAAGUACUGGAGCUACUCAAUGCAAUUCAAGCAGUGAUGAAGGUGUUUAUAAAUGUAUUAUAAAAGGGAGUGAUGUCAUUGAGACUUUACAAUUCACAUACUCAGUAUAUAAGCUUACCACAGUCCCCAGUACUAGUGCUCCUGGAAACAAUGUUAUAAUAACGUCAUCUCGUAGAACAAUAAAAGCAUCAACAACAUUACCAACAAUAAUAGCAACAACAGCAAAAACAACAACAAACAUUCCUUCAAUAGAUACUCCAUGUUCUUUAGAUUUAUUGCAUGUAACAGCAUGCCCUUCAUCAAAUCAGAACUCAACUCUACCAUAUUAUAGUGGGAUUGGUUUAUUGCUGACAACUAACCUGGUGACAUUCAUUGUAUUAGUAACUGGCUGUGUGUACAUAAUCUACUCAAAAAAACAAACAAAAUAUGCAUUAGGAAGAUCAAGAGCUAAUGUUACUGUGCAGAGUAAUCCCAUUAGAUCAUCAAGUGUCAUCAACAUUGAAACUGAAAUACAAAAUGAAGAGUAUAAUACAUGCCCCCAGGAACAGCAGGAACAGCAAGAGUCCCCUCAUCCAAUAGGUGUAUACUCAUACGUUGUUAUAGAUAAAGAAGAUCAUUCAACUGCUGAUAAUGAUGAAUAUGCUGUACCAGAUGAUCUGUGUGAGGUUAAGGGGAAAGGAUCCAACCCUCCUCCUUCAGUACCCCCUCCUUAUGCUGGGAAAGGGGUUGAUAAGGUUGAAGAGACAGUGAAUGGAGUUGGUAACAGCAGUAGUGUUGAUAAUCUUGAUUGCUCAUAUGCAACGAUUGGUAGCAAGGAGGAGGAGAAAGAACAAGUCAAUAAAGAUUAAUAGAAAAUUAUUUUGUACUUUUUUCUAUUUUAACUUC